This is a messenger RNA of Megalops cyprinoides (Indo-Pacific tarpon), 528 nucleotides long. Its product is annotated as gamma-crystallin M2-like. NCBI's taxonomy places the organism in Eukaryota, Metazoa, Chordata, Actinopteri, Elopiformes, Megalopidae. The transcript has 3 exons. Gene Ontology annotation, molecular function: structural constituent of eye lens. The record is from RefSeq and is a predicted model, not a curated record. The coding region runs from base 1 to 528 and encodes 175 amino acids. Gene Ontology annotation, biological process: visual perception; lens development in camera-type eye.
AUGUUGAAAAUCAUAUUCUAUGAGGAGAAGAAUUUCCAAGGUCGCUGCUAUGAGUGCAACAGCGACUGCCCAGACCUGCACUCCUACUUCAGCCGCUGCAACUCCAUCAGGGUGGAGAGCGGCAGCUGGGUCCUGUACGAGCGCCCCAACUACAUGGGGUACCAGUACGUGCUGACCCCUGGGGAGUAUACUGACCACCAGCAGUGGAUGGGCUUCAGUGACAGCAUCAAAUCUUGCCGGUUAAUCAAAAAUGUCUACGGAAACGUGUACAAGAUAAGACUGUAUGAGAGACCGGACUUCGGAGGCCAGAUGGUGGAGCACUCCGACGACUGCCUGUCGGUCCAGGAUUCCUUCAAGUUCCGUGAAGUCCACUCCUGUAUUGUAUUAGACGGCGCCUGGGUCUUCUUCGAGCUUCCCAACUACAGGGGGCGCCAGUACUUCCUGGAGCGAGGGGAGUAUCGCCAGUACACAGACUGGGGUGCCACCUCCCCCACCGUGGGCUCCUUCCGCAGGAUAACAGAGUUCUAA